This is a messenger RNA of Ilex paraguariensis (yerba mate), 1178 nucleotides long. Lineage: Eukaryota; Viridiplantae; Streptophyta; Magnoliopsida; Aquifoliales; Aquifoliaceae. The record is from the annotation of a GenBank genome assembly.
AUGAAGCUAACGUUGUCGUUGGCGAUUAUAGUGACGGUUUUAGCCAUCACCAUCGAUGGAUACAGCUGCAAGAUCGUUCAGUUCAUCUUUGGAGACUCCCUCUCGGACGUUGGCAACAACGAAUAUCUCACUAAUAGCCUUGCCAGGGCAAGUCUACCGUGGUACGGGAUUGAUUUUGGCAAUGGCAUGCCUAAUGGGAGAUUCACCAAUGGCCGCACAGUGGCUGAUAUAAUAGGAGACAAGAUUGGUCUUCCGAGGCCACCUGCGUUUCUAGAUCCGACUUUAAACGCAGACAUCAUACUGCAAAAUGGAGUAAAUUUUGCCUCUGGAGGUGGUGGGAUUUUAAAUGAAACUGGCAGCCUCUUUAUUCAGAGAUUUUGUAUGUAUAAACAAAUAGAACUGUUUCAAGGCGUGCAAGAUCUAGUAACAGCCAAAAUUGGUCCAACAGCAGCACGGAAGUUUUUCCAAGAAGCACACUAUGUGGUGGCUUUAGGAAGCAAUGAUUUUAUCAACAACUACUUAAUGCCCGUUUACGCUGAUUCAUGGACUUACAAUGAUCAGACCUUCAUGAACUACUUAAUGGAAACACUCGGGGCACAACUUACACUAUUGCAUAGCUUAGGGGCACGGCAGCUGAUGGCGUUUGGACUUGGACCUAUGGGCUGUAUUCCCCUCCAGAGGGUCCUGAGUACAUCCAAUGCGUGUCAAGAAAAAACAAACAAGCUGGCUCUAAGCUUCAAUAAUGCUGGAAACAACCUUCUGAAUGAAUUGUCGAGUAGCCUUUCAAAUGCAAGCUUCAAAUUUGGAGAUGCUUAUGAUGUAGUUAAUCAACUAAUUAAAAAUCCAUAUAAAUAUGGAUUCAAUAACUCCGAUUCACCGUGCUGCUCUUUUGGGAGGAUUCGACCAGCUCUGACAUGUAUUCCUGCAUCAACAUUGUGCAAAGACAGAAGCAAAUAUGUGUUUUGGGAUGAGUACCAUCCAUCAGAUAGUGCUAACGAACUUGUUGCUAAUGAGCUCAUCAAAAAACUUGGAUUUUUGAAUGCUCCUUCCCCAUCACCAGCCAUUGCUCCAUCCUCAGAGGGAGCUUAAAACUGUAACGCCAAACUGUUUCUAUUUCCGGCAAGUGUUUCAUGAAUAUAUGUAUGAAAUACUAUUUUCUUUGGAGGCACUGAUGAGUG